Molecule: messenger RNA, 471 nt
Organism: Melampsora larici-populina 98AG31
Lineage: Eukaryota; Fungi; Basidiomycota; Pucciniomycetes; Pucciniales; Melampsoraceae
Exons: 4
Coding region: 1-471 (156 amino acids)
Biological process (GO): regulation of signal transduction
Molecular function (GO): protein phosphatase inhibitor activity
Source: RefSeq, a predicted model, not a curated record
AUGCCAUGCUUGAAUAGAGACUCGACCAUGAAGAUCACUGAGCCAAAGACACCAUUUGUUCGCUACAACGCAGAGACAGACGAAGUCAUGAACUUGGACGGUCUUACCCAAGAAGUCUCAUCCCCUGUACAUCAAGAUAGUGCUGGUCCUAGUGUGAUUCGUCGAGCCUCAACAUCGUCUCGUAGGGAUUCUGACACUACCGAACGAAGACAAGUACUAUUACAAAAACCUAACAUACCUUCAGCUGCCGAUGACGAUGAAGACGAAGAGCUAGAUCCUGAUAGCAAGGCAAAACAUGAUGCAUUUGUGAAAGCUCGAAAAGGUCAUUACGGGAAUGAAGCUGAAGCGAUGAAGCGUGCACGAGAAUUGGCUGAGCGUGAAGAAGUUGAGAGUGAGAUGAAUGCUGAAUCCGAUUUACCCAGUGCAGAUUCCUCAUCUGACUUGGUCUCCAUGACCAAUGGUACAGCAUGA